Grus americana (Whooping crane) is the source of this 1142-nucleotide messenger RNA. It is a transcript of the gene CTXN3, whose product is annotated as cortexin 3. The coding region runs from base 126 to 377 and encodes 83 amino acids. NCBI's taxonomy places the organism in Eukaryota, Metazoa, Chordata, Aves, Gruiformes, Gruidae. The transcript is spliced from 2 exons. The record is from RefSeq and is a predicted model, not a curated record.
CUUGGCAGUCCCUGAUCCUUUUUGCCUAGAAAUACAAGAAAGGUGCAGAAGAAUGGAAAAUAAAGAUACUUCUAACUACCUGUAACUGCUGCAGUGGGAAAUGGGUCAAAUUCCCUCUCGACCUGAUGAAGCUUCUCUGGAUGAUGGAUGGAGAGAUAUUCACUACCACUUUGGUGCCAUCUGGGAACAUGACACCAAAUUAUAGCAUGACCCUGGCACAGAAAACAACGUUUGCCUUUGUGAUUUUAUUAUUUAUUUUCUUGGGAAUCCUCAUUGUUCGCUGCUUCCAAAUUCUCCUCAACCCCUACCAGAGUAUGCUAACCUCAGCCUGGACUGAUGGACUUGAUGGACUGGAGUUUGACUAUGCUUUUGCUUAGAGAUUGAGAACUAUGGAGGCAUAUUUACCACUCUGAUAAAGAGAGAAAAAUCCUGGAAUGCCAAUUUAUUUUGUUACAUUUUUUUCAAAUAUCAUAGGAAUUGCAACAUACAAAUAUGCACACAAUGAAUUUGAUUGUAAUUAAAUAUCAAGUCAAGUUAAAUUUUUGCAGGUAGAUUAGUGAAUCUCCUUAUUGGGAAAAAGAUAAAGGUUGCAUUAGCAGAACUUUUCUUUAGAAUACACUGGAACAAUAAGUAGUAUAUGUGAUCUCUUAUAACCAGUUAAGUGACAAUAGAGCAUGUCUUCUCUUGCAUAGCCUUUUUAUCAUUAACAAGAGUCUGUGGAGGAAGGUAUCUUACAAAUCAGGUAAGAAUAUGUUUCUACGAUCUGUAUGUAGUAAAUUAGCUUUCCAAGCUCCACAAGACUCUUCUCACUCUGUCUCCCAUGCUUCUGAAGACAAGUGAGGAAGUAUCCCCUACAAUAAGAUAAGAUUGAAAAGCUGGAAAACUUCAGGAGAAAAAAAAAAUCCUCCAUGUUUUCCCAGGUAUUCAAUAAGAUGCUCUUUCUUUGCAUUAAGCAGUGAUUAAGCUACUUAGUACUAACGAAUCACUGACUGUAAUCUUUGUUGUGAAUAAGAUAUGUAAUGAUUUUGGCCUGUCUUCUCUUUUUGUGCCCAAACUGAUUUUUAUUAAGAUAGGUUUUUGCAUUAUUCUAAUAACAGCUUAUGCAAACAAAUUUCAGUCUUGCAUGUAUUUCAAACCCUGCA